CUAAAAAGAUUGAGCGUGCUAUGAUGAAGGGAAAGCUUAAAUUCGCGAUGUUAGGCUCGAUAUGGCAAGAACGAUGUGAGUCUAUAAUCAUGAAUGGUAGCUUCAAUAAUAAGAUAACCGUUACAAUAUAGAAUCAUUCAGCGACAUUGAAUAGUUUGUAUUUGCGGAGGAUAUGAGACUGGACGCUCUUCGAUGCAACUACAAUCACCGCUCAGGACCUCGCCAGAAAAUCGAUAGGAGGCAAGACCAGUUUUACAAAAUAUCCCGCUUGAUGGCGAAUGUCGAUCUUACUAAUCACUGAUUCUACUAUAUACCUUGAUCAACACAGGCACUACUAGCGCAUCAUAUGUUAGAACUUAUACCAGAAGCAGUCGACGUUUAUCUCAUUAUCAGGUGAUCUUCAAUCUGUUGAAUAUUAAGGGGAUUAGUAGAAAGUUUAUUAUGUACUAUGACGCGAGCAUAUCGAAGAUGGACAUAAGAAACUUCUAUAAGUUCUAGAUGCAUGUCUUUCUAAUUCACGUCUAGUGACCACAUUGCAUUCCCACUCCGAAGAAAGAAAGGAGCAAAAAGGGGAAAAAAGAGAUAUAAAAGCAAGACCACCGAUCCGUACAUAAAAUCCCGAAAAAUAAUCUUAGCAAUCAUGCCAACUCAUCGUUCGGGUCGUUCUAGAUAUACUCGUAAGUGAUUUCUCUCAUAUGUACUUCCAAACAAUAUAACAUCUCUAACACUUACGAGCCGUAACUUCCUCAUCCGAGGAUUCGAAUGGGGACCAAGAAUCCUCGCUUGGAGCCUGCAAGAAGGCGAAAGCCUCCAGCGCCAUUCACUCAGCAUCUAUCAAGGAAGCGGAGGAGUUAAAACUCGAAAAUAAAGACGGAGAAAACGGCAAAUUUGAGAAAAUUCGCCUUCGGCUUCCAUCAGAUGAUGAUAUUAUCUUUGACGAGUCCGAUGCAGAGCCAAAAUCCGAUUGCGAUUCCGAGAUCGAUCCUUUGAUUGAAGCUGAAAACAAGAACGAAGGAAAAGGGAGCGAUAAUUUUAAAACGAAUGGCAGUCCGCCCCUACGUUCUCAUGGAGCUUAUACCGCUCCUACACGUGGAUUUGAUGAAGAAUCGGAAUUGAAAUAUCAUCCUUGUGUAUUGAUUGAGCCAAGUAGGAACGUGGAGAACCAAGACGAGGGCUACGGAAAUGGUAAAUUUGACAAGAUUCGUCGUCCGCAUCAACCAACCGAGGAGAUUGAUGUAGGACUCAGAUGUGCCCUUGAAAUCGAGUCUGAAGUCGAAUCCAGUCAUAAAUCCAUUCAUGAGGCCUUGUCCAAGAAUGAAGUUGAUCAUGAUAUCAAUUCUACUGUUGAUGCUACUGCGGGUAAGGAUCACGAAGAUGAGACUGCAUCUCAAGCGGCUGCUCACUUGGACUCUUUAGCCCCUUUGAAUCCGCCAGCUGAGCAAGACGAUGCUCGACGAGAUGCAAAUAUCCGAGGCAAUAUAGAAAAACUCCGAGAUUGGAGCGACAUUAUGACUCUACACGGCAUCGUCGCUACUUUUCUCUUUUUGCAAAUCAUAUUCUUCGGGAUUGUGUACCCUCACUUCUCAAACACCUUUUGGUGUGAGCGCCCCAUGACCACGAGGCUGCUAAAUUUUAGCUUCCUUCUUUUCUGGUGGGAGGUAUUUACCUUGGUGGAGCAUUUUGUAAUUCCAUCCAACAUGCCAUUUUAUCACAUCCGAUACAAUGCCAUUGGUCGGAUUCCAGACUAUAGGUUGCUCCGAGUGUUGAAUCAAUUGCGAGCUCUGCGAUUCAAGAGUUUGGCAAGUCCACUAAUCUUUUGGGGAUUUUUCAUGAUUUUUGGGAAUUGGUUUUCGGAUCAAUGUCCGAAUUGAUUUUGGAGGAGGCGUGUCGGUUCGAGGAAUCUCUCAAGAGGGCCAAUGGUACUACAAAUGUUACCGCUGUAGCAAUCGUCGAUUCUACGAUUCAGGACCUGCUUGGAGCGGCUAGUGGUACCGCAAAUGCUACCGUGAAUGCAUGUGUAAAUCCUGCGGCUCAGACUUGAAUGAUUACACAUUCCUUGUGAUGCGGUCAUCCCUUCGAGGCUUUUCUGAGGACUCGACUCAUAAACUAGGAUAGGCACAAGGCCUUAGAUAUAAUCGUGAUAUAUGUCAUCAAUUCUAAACCUCAUCUUAUCCAAAUCUCUUAUUUGACAUUGUAAAUAAAUUAUCAUGGAACUCCUCUCUGAAUUUUCAUCACCUCAAUCUUUCAAUAGGUCUACCCUCUCUCACCCGGCCCAAAAGAAACCAAGCACAACUAGCCCAGCACAUACCGAAUCCAAUCCAACUGGAGGCUGGCAUCUUGAAGCCCGCCAUGAUAGGUAAUAAGAACGCAGCUCUUGGAACAAACAAGAAACUCGUCGUAAGUGGACUAGUUGCCCUAGUAAGCGCAAUUGUGCACCAAAACACCGCCCAUGAUCCGGUGCCUCCACAGAGAACCAUCAACCAAUGAAAGAAGACAUCCAUGAAAUAGCAGUUGCGAUAAACACUUCCGAGUUCACCUGACAAUAAAAGAAUGGGGAUGAAGAUGAGGAUUGAGAGAAGGGAUGUGUAGUGAAGUAGACGCCAAUAGGCUCGAUUUUCUUCGCGAGAACCAGAGAAAUCCGAAGGCCCGUU
Messenger RNA from Sclerotinia trifoliorum, 2651 nucleotides. The record is from the annotation of a GenBank genome assembly. Lineage: Eukaryota; Fungi; Ascomycota; Leotiomycetes; Helotiales; Sclerotiniaceae.